Molecule: messenger RNA, 759 nt
Organism: Cryptosporidium ubiquitum
Lineage: Eukaryota; Apicomplexa; Conoidasida; Eucoccidiorida; Cryptosporidiidae
Exons: 3
Coding region: 1-759 (252 amino acids)
Source: RefSeq, a predicted model, not a curated record
AUGAGUAACCAAAUUAGAGAUUUUUGUGAUAUAGCUAUUUUGAAAGCUUCUUAUGGGGUAAACAUUGGUCAAACAAUUUAUGUGAGAUGGAUAAUAGGUACCGAAUAUUAUGAUGGUAUUGAUUUGAGAGAAUGUACAGAAAAGGAGGAAAUUGUGUGGUGGCCAGGGAAAAUAUUAAUGACAGAAAAAGAGGAAAGAGAUUCGAAAGGCAGAAGAAUAUAUAUGUUAAAAUAUGAAGAAAGGGAUGAAUUCAAGUCAGAUAAUGCCAGAGUUGUUUUUGAAAACAAUGAGAGAAUAUCUCAUUUAGAUUAUAAUGGGAUUUCUUUAAGAUAUUGCAAGACUAAGGAUGAGAUUGAGAAUAUCAAAGAAAGUUAUGAGAGUAUGGAGCAUACACAUGAAGGAAUAGAAGAUUCUGAAGAUGAAAAAACGAUUAGUAUUCAAGAAAUACUGGAAGGAGAUCUUUUUGGAUUUAGUGGUUCAGAUGAGAGUGAAUCUGGUGAAGCAGGAACAUUAACAGGAACAAGUGAAAGUGGUGGUUUUGCAAGUAUAUUUAACUCCUUACCUCAUGAGAAGAAAAUCAAUCUAGCUCAAGGUUACAGAGAAUUUGCUGAUAAGUUUUUAUCAUUUUUAAAAAGUAGAAUGAAUGAUGACCAGAACAAAAAUACGAUAACCAUAGAUGAUGUAAGAGACUUUAUUGCUUUUUUAGGCCUGGACACCAAUAAUGGAGAAAAUGCAAAUAAUACAGGAAACAAUAAGUAG